This is a messenger RNA of Sipha flava (yellow sugarcane aphid), 1017 nucleotides long. RefSeq names its product polyadenylate-binding protein 2 (gene Pabp2). Bases 210 to 950 code for a protein of 246 amino acids. The transcript is spliced from 7 exons. Gene Ontology annotation, molecular function: RNA binding. NCBI's taxonomy places the organism in Eukaryota, Metazoa, Arthropoda, Insecta, Hemiptera, Aphididae. The record is from RefSeq and is a predicted model, not a curated record.
AUACGUCCAUCGGUACAUGUAUGUGUAGCGUUCUCCUAAGUAUACACAACUGUUUUCUCAUCCUCUCCAACGAUUGAUAAUAUUUUUAACAUUUUUUGUUUACACGCCGCCACCGCUGUUAACCGUUCUGAUUGUGCACAACCGUUUCACCUGGACUUCUGCCGAAUUUUCAUCCGUUUCCAUCAUACCGGACGUUGCGUUUUACAACAAUGGCUGAUUUAGAUGACCAAUUAUUAGAAGGUGGUAUUGAUUUAUCAUCUGAAGAACAUACCACACAAAUCAAUAAUGAAAAUAGCAUUUCAUUUGAUUUAAUUGAAAAUGGUCAAUCAAAUAAUGCUGAUUCUCAAACAUCAGCAGAUUCUGACCUAGAAGUUAUUAGAGCUCGUGUACGUGAAAUGGAGGAAGAAGCUGAAAAGUUAAAAAAAUUACAGUCUCAAGUAGAUCAAGAAAUGUCUAAUACUCCUGUGCUUUCUUCUGCAAAUUCUUCUAAAACAAGUGCGACAUAUAAUUUAUCUGAACAAGAAAAGGCUGAAGCUGAUGCUAGAUCUGUCUAUGUUGGAAACGUAGACUAUGCUGCAACAGCAGAAGAAUUAGAGGCUCAUUUUCAUGGCUGUGGUUCUAUUAAUCGGGUUACUAUACUAUGUAACAAAUUUGAUGGUCAUCCAAAAGGUUUUGCCUAUAUUGAAUUUGCUGAUGUGGAUUCUGUUAAUACAGCCAUGGCAAUGGAUGAUUCUUUAUUUAGAGGACGUCAAAUCAAAGUGAAUCUAAAAAGAACUAACAAACCUGGCAUUAGUACUACUAAUCGGCCUGUAGCUACUAGGGGUCGAGCCAUGUUCCGAGGUCGUCCAAUGUCACGUGGUGGUACACCAUCUUCAUUUUAUGGUGGAUACAGGCCCUCACGUAGACCAAGAGGUGGCUAUUCAAGAAGAGCAAUGUAUUAUCCAUACUGACGACCACAAUAAGUCCAUCGCCAGUGUAUAUCGGUGGGAAUAAACUAUCAUAAAUAAAUAAAAAAAA